AUGUCUGAAUUCAAGGUCAAAGCGGGUUUGGCUCAAAUGCUCAAAGGUGGUGUGAUCAUGGACGUGGUCACCGCUGAGCAGGCUAUCGUUGCUGAAAGAGCCGGUGCUUGUGCUGUGAUGGCUCUGGAAAGAAUUCCAGCCGAUAUGCGCAAAUCUGGUCAAGUGUGUCGUAUGUCUGAUCCAAAGAUGAUUCGUGACAUUAUGGCUGCCGUUUCGAUCCCAGUGAUGGCCAAAGUAAGAAUCGGCCACACAGUUGAAGCUCAAGUGUUGGAGGCUCUAGAAGUGGACUAUAUCGACGAAAGUGAAGUAUUGACGCCAGCAGACAAGGUCAAUCACAUUGUCAAGAACAACUUCAAAGUGCCCUUCGUGUGUGGAGCCAAAGACCUCGGUGAAGCGCUAAGACGCAUCAACGAAGGCGCUGCCAUGAUCAGAACCAAGGGCGAAGCCGGUACCGGUGACGUUUCCGAAGCUGUAAAACACAUCACUCAAAUUCGUGGCGAAAUCGCCCAAGUCAUCGAAACCGUCAAGACCGAAGAGCAAUUCGAAGCCAAGGCUAAAGAGCUACGUGUUCCUGUCGCUUUGCUCAAGGAAGUCGUGGAAUUGAAGAAGCUGCCUGUGGUCAAUUUCGCCGCUGGCGGUGUCGCCACUCCAGCUGACGCAGCUCUGCUGAUGCAAUUGGGUUGCGACGGUGUGUUUGUUGGCUCCGGUAUCUUCAAGUCGUCCAGCCCAGAAAAACUCGCCAGAGCUAUUGUGCAGGCCACUACUCAUUACGAAGACCCCAAGAAACUUUUGGAAUUCUCCACUGAUUUGGGUGAUUUGAUGCCUGGUACCAGCAUUGACAGCAUCAACAAGGCCAACGGCACUCGUCUUUCUGAGAUUGGAUGGUAA
Messenger RNA from Lachancea sp. 'fantastica', 888 nucleotides. The record is from the annotation of a GenBank genome assembly. Lineage: Eukaryota; Fungi; Ascomycota; Saccharomycetes; Saccharomycetales; Saccharomycetaceae.